AGGAAGUGUAGGAGCGGCGUCUCUGGUUACGGGGUCGGACAAAGGGUAAAGGGCAGCUUCCAGGUUGGAGAGCACCUCCUUUGAGCAAUGGCCGCGUCUGGGGAACCCGGGAGGCAGUGGCAGGAGGAGGUGGCGGCGGUGGUAGUGGUGGGCUCCUGCAUGACCGACCUAGUCAGUCUUACUCCUCGUUUGCCAAAAACUGGAGAAACCAUCCAUGGACACAAGUUUUUCAUUGGCUUUGGAGGGAAAGGUGCCAACCAGUGUGUGCAAGCUGCGAGGCUUGGAGCACGGGCAUCCAUGGUGUGCAAGGUUGGCAAAGGUUCUUUUGGCAAUGAUUACAUAGAAAACUUAAAACAGAAUGGUAUUUCUACAGAAUUUGCAUAUCAGACUGCAGAGGCUGCUACAGGAACUGCUUCUAUAAUUGUUAAUAAAGAAGGCCAGAAUAGCAUCGUUAUAGUGGCUGGAGCCAACUUACUGCUGAAUACCGAAGACCUGAGGAAAGCCGCCCAUGCCAUUAGAAGAGCCAAAGUCAUGAUCUGCCAGCUAGAAAUACCUCCAGCCACUUCUCUGGAGGCCCUAACAAUGGCUCACAGCAGUGGAGUGAAAACACUGUUCAAUCCAGCUCCUGCCACUGCGGACCUGGAUCCCCGGUUCUACGCCCUGUCAGAUGUGUUCUGCUGCAAUGAAAGUGAGACCGAGAUUCUAACUGGCCUUGCGGUCAGCAGCCCUGCAGAUGCUGGGACGGCUGCACUGGUGCUCCUGGAAAGGGGCUGCCAGGUUGUCAUCAUCACCUUAGGCGCUGAAGGAUGUGUGAUGCUGUCAAAGACAGAACCUGUUCCAAAGUACAUCCCGACAGAGAAAGUCAAGGCUGUGGAUACCACGGGCGCUGGUGACAGUUUUGUGGGAGCUUUGGCCUUCUACCUGGCUUACUACCCAAAUCUGUCCUUGGAAGAAAUGCUCAAGAGAUCCAAUUUCAUCGCAGCCGUCAGUGUCCAGACUGCAGGAACACAGUCAUCUUAUCCUUACAGAAAAGACCUGCCACUUGAUCUGUUUUGAUUGCUGUUAACUCCAAAAUAAAUAUACCUGGAAAUAAAAUGUGCUUGGGGGUGGCCGCUCUUAACUAGCAGCGUACUAUACAAUGUCCUCUUCUGCUUUGCAAAUAUUGUAUCCAUUUACUAAGUCACCUUCAGGCUGUCAUUUAUUUCUUUACAAUGAUCAUUUCUUUGCUUUUCAUGCAAGAGCUAACCAGAAUUAAGGACUCCAUGACCACGACCUGCACAAACAUUACCACUAUUCAAGAACCAGCAAACGCGAUUUCCAACAGAUCAUGAAUACUAUUGUAGGACUUGUAUUCAUCUUUUGUUACCGGUCUGUAUUAUUACAAUUUUAAUAGUUUUUUUCCUUCCUUACAAUGUGUGUACAUUUUUUUGGCACCUUCUGUAUAGGUGUAUGCCAUACAGAUAAGAGUCGGCGCAGAGAAUGUUAAACAAGAGAAGGGGACAUAUGAACUGGAUCACUCGAGCAGUUUCUACGAGGGGGCAGCUGAUAGUGAGCUCGGGCUUUCAUGCUGUCAAAGCUUCUGGUUUUGCAAGAGAAGCCAGAAGUUUUGGAUAUUUACUGAAAUCUUUCAAUGUUUAAGUAUCAGCAACUCAUUUUUUAAAAAUGUAAACACCACCUGCGGGCCACAUUUCAGCCCAUGUGCUGAACAGACAAGUCAUUUGUUCAGCCAGAUUUUACGUUAAGGAAAAAAAAAAAGGCAAUCCGUGCAUGUCACAGACCCUUUACAUUGGGCUUGGCUAGUCGGAUCAGGUGGAAGAUUUUUCUUGUAACCCAAGGUUAUUAUGUAUAAUUUCAAUCUAAAAAUAGCUAAGAUCUCACCUAUUAUUGCUUUGAACCAGAGCUUUAACAAAAGAUGCCAGAAAAUAGCUGAUUGACUCUAAUGCCACAAGCCUCUAAGACUCACCAACAGCCUACAUCUAGUUCCAUUUCCAGAGAGCUGCUCUCGCAUUUCCUCCGGAGACAUGGACUGGGCCACGGGGAGCGAACACCUGUUAAUUUGGAAUGGUAUUGGUUUCUUAAUGCUUGUGGUCAUGGUGAGCACUCUCGUUUUCUCACAUAAAUGCUUUAAAUGGGGGAGGAUAUGAACCAGCAGAGCUCAAAAAAAUGAACCGAUCCUUCUUACCUUCAGCAGAAAUCUGACAAGUGAGAAAACCGGGCAAUUUUGAAAAUGUGUGGGAAACAAUAGCUUGAGUGAGAAAGUGUAUAGACCUGGGUAAGGCAGAAGUCCUUACCUGAACAUCAGGGAUCAUCAGUGGCAUUUCCAGCUGCAUGGUAACUCCAUGCCGCAGAGUCCUAGCUAUAGCUUUAUGGAAAUAGCAUUAUAGUGCCACUUAUUUUAAAAAAAAAAAUCUAGGAGAUAAAGGAGUCCAAAGCUGUCCUAGAAAACCCUAGAUACUGCUUUCAUGACCCGAGUUUGAGAAUAUGGACCGAUGGCAUUUUCUCUUAUAAGCACAAAUCAAAAACAGAAGUUCUCGUGGCUUCUUGUGUCACAAGGUGGGCUCCCUUUACUGCUGCUCACCUCUGCCAUCGGUUAUUACAUGACAGUUGUUUCAAGAUCACUCUGGAUGGGGUGUGACUCUGCCUUUUCUAUGAAGUACAAGGAGGAGCAGCCUGGAAACUCUUACACAAGUCUCAUUAUGGAAAA
Hipposideros armiger (great roundleaf bat) is the source of this 2704-nucleotide messenger RNA. RefSeq names its product ribokinase (gene RBKS). The record is from RefSeq and is a predicted model, not a curated record. Gene Ontology annotation, cellular component: cytosol. NCBI's taxonomy places the organism in Eukaryota, Metazoa, Chordata, Mammalia, Chiroptera, Hipposideridae. The transcript is spliced from 8 exons. Gene Ontology annotation, molecular function: ribokinase activity. Gene Ontology annotation, biological process: D-ribose metabolic process. The coding region runs from base 88 to 1056 and encodes 322 amino acids.